UUUACUCCCAUUCUUAAAAAAAUAAUCGUCCAAGCGCCAUCUCCACACAACAACAACACUCUCUCGUGCUAAACACGACGGUCGAGUCUGCCUCAAACUUGAAAACAAAAGAAAACCACAAACUUGAACUUGAAAAAAAAAACGGACUUGAUCUUGAAAAACGACUUUAUACAUUUAUUUCUUUUAACAGUAUCCAAAUUUCAAAUGAUUUUGUCACCACAGUGUAAUGUUCAGAGUUGUAAUGGAAAAGAAGGCGUGGGUGAUAAUAAUUCGUGUACAUAAUAUGAAUGAGUUAUAGACUGUGAUUGUGACACAAAUUUGUGAUUACUUUAGUGUGAUAUUUUCCAAGUAUAACAAUACGUUGUUUACAGCGUGAUAUAAACCACCAGCCUUUUGUCUUAAGGCUAUACACGUCUUCUACCUCAAACUACCGCAAGUCUGAACAAAGGCACCCGUCAACGCUUUUUGUUGUAUAUAUAGACCCAUAAAUAUUUAUUUAUUAUAGAUUAAGAUUUUUAUUUAUUUACAUAUUUGUGAUAUAACGUUACAGUUUUCUGUACAAGAUGACUUAUAGAACGGAAUUAGUCUUAUUUCUAAUAGCUUAUCUGAUAAUACUCAAUAGCGUAGGAAUCAGAUCUCAAAACAACGUGGAAAGCCCUUGUCCGUCUGUUUUUCGUUACCAGUACGACAAUCAGAACGGAUUGUAUGGAGAAAUUCAGAUUAUAGUACCAACUAGUACAAACAAGGUUAUUUUGAACCUAGAGAUGUCAAUUGGAAAUGCUGUGCAGGGAUAUAAUGGAAAAAUAGAAGUAAGCAAUCCAAAAUCCUCCGCUAUUAACAUAUCCAACGGACGUCCACUGGUGUAUUACGUAUAUUUCCCAGUAUGGCAGAACAUACCUCCAAAAAUUACGCAGAUCGUGGUCAAUGACAAUCUGAUCUGUACCGGACCCAAAGUUCCCAUGAACUCAGUGCCUUUUAUAACGACUGUGAACCUGCAACAUACGUUAAGGAUUAAUAUUUCACCACUGUCGAAUUCAAAUCUAGCCCCAGAAAAUAAUCUGAUACCAGUGAACAAUAAUUAUAAUGCAGGAGAACCACCCGAUAGUACUUCGUUUCAUUUCUACGAAAUAGACCAAUACGGAAACGAAAAGCGACCAACAUACACUGAGAAAAACAAAUUCAACUUCAACCCCACGCUACCACCGAACCAGUUCAAUUUUCAACCGAAACCGCGUCCUCAAAAACCAGCCACCGAAAGUUCUUCAGAUGUUUACAACGAAAAUCCAUUUUUCACUAAUGGCAAUAUUUAUAAUACUGGAAAUAAUGGGCAAACACCGAAUACGGGCAGUAUUGUUCACACAACUAGGCCAACUCCACCACCCUUUAGGCCAACUCCAGCACCCUUAAGGCCGACGCAAACCAUUCCUGCCAUAGCCACACACACGGAACCACCUCGGCCUUCAGAACAGUCAAUAGACUUCCCAGAAGACAUCGAACUGGCAUCGAAAGAUAGCGUACAACCUGUCAGGCCAAUGGACGAUGUGUGUGGACAAUCUUUGACGACCAAUCAUUUGAUUUUCAAUGGAAAGCUUGUACCAAGGGGGGCUUAUCCGUGGUUGGUGGCCGUUUUUCAGGUGAAAACUACUGGUGUCAACUAUAUUUGUAGUGGAUCGCUUAUUUCAACCAAACAUAUUGUUACUGCUGCUCAUUGUGUGGAGAUCGACCACAGAAAACUUCGACCUCAAGAGGUACUACUGAUCCUGGGAAAACUGAAUAUCCACAAAUGGAUACCAGUACGAGGAGAAAAGAUAGUGGAACCGGAGUCCAUACACAUUCAUCCGGAUUACGAAAGCUUAACCAGUGACGCAGACAUAGCUGUUUUAAUUCUUGGAGAAUCACUACAAUUUACUAAUUAUAUACGACCUGUGUGUCUUUGGAUGGGAGAUACGGAUUUAAAUUAUGUCGUUGGCCAUUCUGGUACAAUUGUUGGUUGGGGAAAAGAUGAAAAUGGUGUUCUAAUGACAGAAGAACCAAAGCAAACAGAUCUACCUGUAGUCAGCCAAGAAAAGUGUUUAGCUAGUAAUCUCCAGUUCCAUUAUAUAACAUCAAAUAGAACAUUUUGCGCGGGGUUCAGAAAUAAUACUGGCCCUUGUAAUGGCGACAGUGGUGGAGGAUUUGUAAUGAAAUGGGAUGGAAGAUGGAUGUUGAGGGGAAUCGUUUCGUUGUCCAUAUCCGAAUCAAACACAAAGAGCUGUGAUCUUUCAAAUUAUGUUGUGUUUACAGACGCCAGCAAAUUUUUGAACUGGCUUAGGUCCUUUCUUAAAUAAAAUCAUUAAAAAUAAAUAA
This is a messenger RNA of Diabrotica virgifera virgifera (western corn rootworm), 2346 nucleotides long. RefSeq names its product serine protease gd-like. Gene Ontology annotation, molecular function: serine-type endopeptidase activity. The record is from RefSeq and is a predicted model, not a curated record. NCBI's taxonomy places the organism in Eukaryota, Metazoa, Arthropoda, Insecta, Coleoptera, Chrysomelidae. The transcript has 9 exons. The coding region runs from base 564 to 2327 and encodes 587 amino acids. Gene Ontology annotation, biological process: proteolysis.